CCCGCGGGUACCGUCCGCUCCGCUCCGGCGGCGGCGGCGGCGGCGGGAGACCGGGAGGACCCCGGGACUCGGACCCCGGCGUCCCGGCGGCGUCGGCGUCCAGUUCCAUUUUUGGCUCGUCCCCAUGGAGGGGACCUUGGAGUCCCAGACGCCUGACCUGCGGGACGUGGAGAGCAAGGUGGGCAGGAAGACCCCGGAGGGGCUGCUCCGCGGGCUGCGGGGCGAGUGGGAGCCGGGGCCCCGCGGUUCCCCGCCGCCCCCGGGGGCGCCCAGUUCCGGCCCCGGCCUGGGGGACAAGAUCAUGGCGCUGAGGAUGGAGCUGGCUUCCCUGCGAGUCAUCGAUGUGAAAAUCCUGCAGCAGCUGGUGACCUUGAACGAGGGCAUCGAGGCCGUGCGCUGGUUGUUGGAGGAGCGGGGGAUGUUGACCAGCCAUUGCAGUAGCCUCACCAGCAGCCAGUAUAGCCUGACAGGCGGGAGCCCAGGCCGCUCACGGCGAGGCAGCUGGGACAGCCUGCCGGACACCAGUUCCACUGACCGGCUGGAUAGUGUCUCUAUUGGCAGCUUCUUGGACACCGUGGCCCCCAGAGAGCUGGAUGAACAGGGUCCCCCUGGGGUUCCUUGUCCAGAGAUGGACUGGGCAAAGGUCAUACCUGGUGAAGAGAGGGCCAGGACUGAGGUGGACCUGACAGCCACCCAACUAGGGAGCUUGAGGGCUGUGUGGAUGCCCUCAGGGGAGGGGUUCCAAGGUGGACCCCUGGAGCCACCAGAGGACCAGAGUACCAAGCUGGGUUUUGAGGCCCACUGGUACUGGGGACAGGGCCAAGAUGAUGUGACCUUCUUGUAACAACUUUGUCCUCCUCAUCUUUUCAUCCCUAGGCCUUGGUCUUCCUCAAAAAUGUAUAGAUUGCACUGCCAUCAAUUACCAUGGAAAUUUGGUCCCUAGGGAGUCUCUGCCUUUAUCCUUAAUCAUUGUGUCCCCAGCUAUUUUCGUAAAGACACUGAGGCCUAACCUGUGGCUCUUGGUGUGAAGGUAUUUCCAUACCCCUCUGGCAAUGAGGUAAGGAUUUAAGAAAUUGAGGACAACCCCCCUCACCCCCCACCCAGGGGAUUGCCAAUGAAGAAAUGAGGGUGAACAAUCAUCACAGUCAAGUCUAGGAGGAGCCUGGGUUUCCUUCUAAUCAAGAUAGAGGAUUAAAGAGGGAGUUGGCAUUCA
Molecule: messenger RNA, 1213 nt
Organism: Perognathus longimembris pacificus (Pacific pocket mouse)
Lineage: Eukaryota; Metazoa; Chordata; Mammalia; Rodentia; Heteromyidae
Gene: Lurap1
Product: leucine rich adaptor protein 1
Exons: 2
Coding region: 125-844 (239 amino acids)
Biological process (GO): positive regulation of canonical NF-kappaB signal transduction; positive regulation of cytokine production
Source: RefSeq, a predicted model, not a curated record